This is a messenger RNA of Protomyces lactucae-debilis, 1351 nucleotides long. RefSeq lists its product as uncharacterized. Bases 273 to 1304 code for a protein of 343 amino acids. Gene Ontology annotation, molecular function: RNA binding. The transcript has a single exon. The record is from RefSeq and is a predicted model, not a curated record. Gene Ontology annotation, cellular component: small-subunit processome; nucleolus. NCBI's taxonomy places the organism in Eukaryota, Fungi, Ascomycota, Taphrinomycetes, Taphrinales, Protomycetaceae.
AACGCAGAUCUAAUUUGGCGGCAGGGGAUAUAGGACAGGAACAAGCUGCCUGGCCACGAGCUUACGAAACGAUCUGUAGACUCCACGAACUUCCAAAUCUUGCAACAUUGCCUGCACCAUCUUCGCCUGCUUGCCCAAGUGAUCUCUCGCACUACUUUGCUUGAAGAAGCGCCUGGAAAGUGUGAACCCAUCUGAAAUGACGACCACACUUUUUUCUGCAGCGGCAAACGUCCAGAAAGUAUAUCGGGACAGUUGAGCUUACAGUAGUCAGCAUGUCAGACAGUGAUAGAGAAGAAGCGGGACUCGAGGUCGCUGAAGUGGCGCCUGCGCCCGUUGUCAACAAAAACAAGCGCUACCGUAAGGAGAAGCCAUGGGAUACAGACGAUAUUGAUCACUGGAAGAUCGAAGAGUUCACGCCAGAGGACAACAAGGCUGGUCAUUUCACGGAGGAGUCGAGCUUCGCGACUCUCUUUCCAAAGUACAGAGAACAGUAUCUACGUGAAAUAUGGGGUGUGGUCGCUCGAACACUGUCAAAGUACAGCAUCACAGCUGUGCUGGAUUUGGUGGAAGGCAGCAUGACUGUCAAGACCACGCGCAAGACAUACGAUCCAGCGGCGAUCUUGAAUGCAAGAGAUCUCAUCAAACUUCUUGCGCGGUCUGUGCCCUUUCCACAAGCCGUCAAAGUCCUGGACGACGGCGUUGCAUGCGAUAUCAUCAAGAUUGGCACAUUUGUGCGCAACAAGGAUAGGUUCGUCAAAAGACGGCAGCGGCUGAUUGGGCCUGGUGGAUCGACGCUGAAAGCAUUGGAGCUCCUGACACAGUGCUAUGUCAUGGUGCAAGGCACAACAGUGAGUGCAAUGGGCAGCUAUAAGGGACUCAAGGACGUGCGACGUGUUGUCGAGGACUGCAUGCAGAACAUCCAUCCCAUCUAUCACAUCAAAGAGCUCAUGAUCAAGCGCGAACUUGCCAAGGACCCAAAACUCAAGGAGGAAAGCUGGGAUCGCUUCUUGCCGCAAUUCAAGAAGCGCAAUGUGCAGCGCAAACAACCCAAGAAGGUUUCAAAGAAGAAGGACUACACGCCCUUCCCACCUGCGCAAUUACCAUCCAAGAUUGAUUUGCAAAUUGAGUCUGGUGAAUACUUUUUGGCCAAGAAGGAUAAGGAACGGCAGGCGAGAGAGGUGUUGCAAGAACAGCAGGCAGAAGGCAGCAAGAAGCGUCUGGCGAAGCGAGCCGAGCAAUUUGUCAAGCCGGACGAGGAGGAGGUGCCGAAGCGUAAAAAGCGCAAAAGCGCAGCUGCAGAAUAGGUUUUCUAGAGCUUAUAGAAAAAUACAGCCAACUUGUGUCAAUUGAC